Molecule: messenger RNA, 682 nt
Organism: Condylura cristata (star-nosed mole)
Lineage: Eukaryota; Metazoa; Chordata; Mammalia; Eulipotyphla; Talpidae
Gene: DKK4
Product: dickkopf WNT signaling pathway inhibitor 4
Exons: 4
Coding region: 1-666 (221 amino acids)
Biological process (GO): multicellular organism development; negative regulation of canonical Wnt signaling pathway
Cellular component (GO): extracellular region
Molecular function (GO): receptor antagonist activity; co-receptor binding
Source: RefSeq, a predicted model, not a curated record
AUGGUGGUGGCUGUCCUGUUGGGGCUGGGCUGGCUUUGCGCUCCCCUGGGGGCCCUGGUUCUGGACUUCAACAACAUCAAGGGCUCUGCGGACGUGCAAGGAGCUCGGAAGGGUUCACAGUGUGUGUCUGACAAGGACUGCAACACCAGAAAAUUCUGCCUCAAGCCUGAAGAUGAGAAGCCAUUCUGUGCUACCUGUCGAGGGUUACGAAGGAGAUGCCAGCGGAAUGCCAUGUGCUGCCCAGGAACACUGUGCAUCAAUGAUUUUUGUACCAUGAUGGAAGAUGCAACCCCAAUAUUGGAAAGGCAUGUCGAUGACCAAGAUGGCAUAGAUACAAAAGGAACAAGUGAGCACCCAAUUCAGGAAAACAAGCCCAAGAGGAAGCCAAGUAUAAAGAAAUUACAAGGCGGGAAGGGACAAGAGGGAGAAAGCUGUCUUAGAUCUUUUGACUGUGGACCUGGACUUUGCUGUGCUCGUCAUUUUUGGACUAAAAUGUGUAAACCAGUCUUAUUGGAGGGACAGGUCUGCUCCAGGAGAGGACAAAAAGAUACCGCUCAAGCUCCAGAAAUCUUCCAGCGUUGUGACUGUGGCCCUGGACUGUUAUGUCGAAAUCAAGUGUCUGGCAAUCGGCAACAUGCACGGUUAAGAGUAUGCCAAAAAAUCUAAAAAGAUGUAAAUACUU